This is a messenger RNA of Vigna unguiculata (cowpea), 1326 nucleotides long. Its product is annotated as replication protein A 70 kDa DNA-binding subunit B-like. The record is from RefSeq and is a predicted model, not a curated record. Lineage: Eukaryota; Viridiplantae; Streptophyta; Magnoliopsida; Fabales; Fabaceae.
AUGUCUCUCUCUGAACUUCAAAAGCAAACUCAAAAUGUAAGCCAAGUUACUCCAGAAAAGGAGAACUGGAAUAUCAUUGUUAGGGUGAUACGUUCAUGGUUCGUUCCAGAUUUCACUAAACAGAGGUGUCCUUUUUCCAUGGAGUUGGUUAUUCAAGACAAAGAGGGUUCUAAAAUACAUGCUUCCAUCAGACGUACUCUAAUUUACAAAUUCCAGACUAAAAUUUCUGAAGGUGAUGUUUAUGCCAUACAAAAUUUCAGUGUUGCUCCAAAUUCUGGAAUUUACAGAACUACGCACCACCCUUAUAAGAUUAAUUUCCAGUUUGGUACCAAAGUUAGUUUGCUUGAUGGUAACUUGGUUCCUGAUGUGAAACCACAAUACACACCUUUGUCAUUAUUGACAACCACUAGAUUCGAUACUGAUUAUUUAGUUGAUGUAUUGGGAUUACUGGUCGGAGUGGGUACUGAAAGAGAAUUGCAAGUUGAUGGAAAGACAACAAAAUUAAAUGUCAUUGCAAUAGAAGCUGAUGGGUUUCGAAUAGAAUGUACUUUGUUUGGUAUUUAUGUCGAUGAACUGAAUGUAUUUCUUUCAAGUGGAGAAGUACAAAAUUGUGCUAUAAGUAUAGAAUUUGCGAAAGUCAAAACUUUUCAAGAUAAGGUUCAACUUCAAAAUUGCAAGUUCUGCACUAGGAUUAAGUACAAUGUUAACUUCAAGGAGGCAUCUGAACUUAAAUCAAGGAUGAUUGAGAACAAUGAAUCUCCCUCUCAAGGAUUAACGCAGCUGUCUCAGACUUCCAAAAAUACUGUGGAAGAAGACUUUUUAACUGUUACACCUAGGACGACUAUUCAAGGUCUUAAAGAUUGUAAAGAGGUUGCAACUUUCAUAUUGUUUGGAACCAUUAACCAUAUCUUGGAUGAGGAUGACUGGUGGUAUACGGCUUGUGUUUGCAACAAAGUUGUUUAUCCAGAUUCAAAGAUGUUCUUUUGCGAGAAGUGUAACAAGCAUGUUAUAAAAGUCUUUCCAAGAUAUAGGAUUAAGGUUCGAGUUAUUGACUCAUCCGAUUCCAUCACAUUUGUUCUGUUUGAUAGGGAUGCAACCACCCUUUUCAAAAAAACCUGUGCUGAUAUGUUAGAGUCUCAUGAUAAGAUGAAUGGUUGUGGGAAUUUUCCUAAGGAGUUUGAAGAAUUAGUUAAUAAAAGUCUGCUGUUUAAAGUUGAAAGUAGGAACGAUCAAACUUUCAAACUUGAACAAUCUUUCAGAGUGAAGAAAAUAUGUCUUGAUGAUGAUAUAAUUGAGAAGUUCAAUGAUUCUUCGUUGAAAUCUGUG